This is a messenger RNA of Closterium sp. NIES-65, 696 nucleotides long. NCBI's taxonomy places the organism in Eukaryota, Viridiplantae, Streptophyta, Zygnematophyceae, Desmidiales, Closteriaceae. The record is from the annotation of a GenBank genome assembly.
AUGGACGAGACGGAAAGUCAGCAUUGCUCUGUUCCAUCUUCGCGAGUAACUCCGCGUGCCAGCUGCACCUCGAACAAGUCGUCUGCGCCAACGGCUGCGACCCAGAACAAGCGUUUUGGUGCUAUUUCCCCGUCCUCCCUCUCCUCCCUCCGCUCCCUCCUCUCCCUCUCCCUCUUCUCACACACCCCAUUGCCCGGCUUUGGAACCAUGGCGGAUUUCUUCCCCACUAAAGAGCUCUUCAUGACAAAACUCUUUGGAGCGGUCAUCGGGCUAAUUGGCAAGCUCAACUACACCGUCAAGAUCAAACCUGGAGCAUCGCUCUUUGGAGCGGUCGUCGGGCUGAUCGGCACGCUCAACUACACUGUCAACUUUAAACCGAACAAUGAAGCGUGCUAUAACGGACCAAAGGCCCUCCCAGCAACCACCCUCUGCUGCGACCCAUUAAAGGUCCCCCGAACGUGUCCUCGCGGCACCGUCAGCUUCAAGGAGAACCCCGAGUUCCGCCCGUUUGUGGGCCGGCAGAUCGACAGCAAGGGUUGCACUGAGAACCCUUCCCUUGCUAUGCUCGGAACGGCACCUGAUGCGGGGACUGCAGGGAAGAAAAGCGCUGGUGGUGGUGGUGGGCGAGGGAGUGGGGCCGUGUUGGGGCUUGUACUGAGCUGGUUGGGAGUGUGGCUGGCGUGGGUAGGGUUGUGA